This is a messenger RNA of Cuscuta europaea, 853 nucleotides long. NCBI's taxonomy places the organism in Eukaryota, Viridiplantae, Streptophyta, Magnoliopsida, Solanales, Convolvulaceae. The record is from the annotation of a GenBank genome assembly.
GUCUGUUCUUUGGAGUAAGAGGAACAUAUGUGCCUCUUCCUAAGGGUUUCAAGAACAACGGUCUCUUCCUCAGGCUCUCAAGAACACCUUUAUUAAGAGACCCAAUGGAAACCCAUCAAUCCAUCGAACUCAAAGAUUUGUAUUCUUAGAAAAUCUAUACACAUCAAUGGCUUCAUCAUUUCAAGCUAUAAUACCAACAAAAUUUGAAUUCUCUUCAAUCGGAAAAAACGCACACCCUCGACUUGACCUUCUACUUUUAGAAGCCUGUCCAACAGUCUCACUCGGCCAAAAAUUUAUCACCCGGGGAAGUUCUUGGCGGCAAGUGAAAACAUUUCAAUUAAAUCCCAAAAAUGUAGCUUCAAAAGAGUUUCAUCAAAUUCCUUUUCCAUACUUUUUGCUUCACAUCAGCUUUGCGCAUCCGCUCUAUGCAUCUACUCUUUGCAUAUGCUCUCUGCAUCUGCGUGAAACUUGAAAGUCUUCCAGCAUCACUAGAGGAUUAAGGACUGAAUUAUCCAGUUUGUUGGUUGGUCCUAGCUCAAGAUUAGUAUUCCUGGGUUUGGUUAAUGUCUUUGUAUUCUAAAUAAGAUUCUGAGUAUAUAUUACAAAGAAUUAUGAGAUAUAUUACUUCUAGGCGAUAGUUUGUUGGACUCCUACAUCACCACGUGGGCUUUAACAUUGAAAGCUACAAUAUUUUUCAUGUGCAUUCAUUGGUUUUGAUGAUGGUUGCACAUGAUUUAGGAAAUAAAUUUAUAAUACUUUAUGAUCGCUUCAUGGAAAACAGAUCAAGACAGUUGCCUUGCUUCUAGUAAUCGGUUUAUUAGCAUCAAUAAUUGAUAUGUAUGGUUUGUAUAUG